UUGUUCGAUUGUAAACACUUGGGGCUUUAAUCAGAGUUGUGUAAGGUGUGCAAAUAGCAGAAACACACAGGCUGUCGUUUGUGAAACACCACAUUUUCGGUUCCCGUGUUUAAUACGGAGCCUAUUUACUAUUACUCGGUUAUGUUGUUCCUCCGGACCGCGGCUUUCAGCGCCAGAGCUCUGGCCUCUCUGCGCCGCGGACCAGCCGGCUUAACCGCCUCCAGAGCGACCGCUACGUACGUCCAGGGCCAGAGCCCCACACCACGCAUCCGAGAAUACUUCUACUAUAUCGACCAUCAAGGACAGCUUUUCCUCGAUGAUACAAAAGUGAAAAACUUUGUCACCUGCUUUAAAGAUAAGGAAUUCCUAGUCUUCUUCUUCACUCGUCUGCGCAUGAAUCAUAGUGGUCGUUACGAGGAGGACUUCCCCUUCCUGUCACUGUGCGGCAGGGAGAGGAAUUUCCUGCGCUGCGAUGACCGACCUGUGGUCUUCACCCACCUGCUGCAGAGCCCCACUGAACCGCAGGGCGAGCAGGAGCUGCUAUCAUACUGUGGCGGCGCAGAGAAACUCUCCGUCCUGUUCCGCCCCGAGGCGCUGUACAUGCAUCCUGUCAGCGGGCGAGUUUACCAUCCCUGCUCAGAGCUAUCAGGUGGGGUCGGCCUGGUCAGGUCGGCUCUGGCAAUUGAACUCAGCCCCUUCUUUGUGUAUACACAGGAGCGAGACCAGUCAGGACAGCCUACAUACUUUGUAUGGGCAGGACAGAAGCACGCGCUGACCAAUGAGCUUGCAGGAUACUUUCCUGCAGCUGAGCAGGGCAAUGGACACCAGGGAGAAGUGGGAUAAUUUGGUAAUGAUUCCAGACUGACUUUAAAAUCUUCUUAGUGAUGGGAUGUGUGAGAAAUGAGAAUCACUAAUGAAUAAUAGUUCCACCAUUUUUUUGGCUUGCAAACAAAGAAAUGCCUUCUUUUGUCUCCGUGUUUGAGGCUGUGGCCCACUAAAGGUGUCACAUUUGAAUUCGAUUUAUGGGCCUGAAGCGAUGAAAUUAUCCAGACUGUCAAACGAGUACAGCUGUCUAGUGUUUAGGACUGUUAUAUUGCAGCAAGAAGGUACCUAGUUCAAAUCCAGGCUGGGACUUUUCUGUGGGUUAUUUGCUCUGUUGUGGUCUUGCCUGCGUGGGUUUACUCCUCUUGCUCUUUCCCACAGUCCUGAGAUAUGCGUAUUUUAGGAAGGAUAUUAUUUAUACUUCUGUUCUAUUAAUUAAGCUGUUCUCCUGAGGAAACUUGAAAAGAAAUCCAAGUUGUUGUAUCACAAUAGAAUGUGGUGUAAAACUGAGGGGUUUUUUAAGAGUUGUAUAUAUCAUAUUAUAGUUACAGUUUUUGCAAAAUUUAGGUGCAAUUCCUUUUCAAAGAAAGAUUCAGGUGUAGCCUCACUUUUAAAAGUUGAAGCUUGAUACAAAUUCAAUCAUUGUGUUGAAUGCAAAGUCUAAGAAUAUUCAUUUGAACACUGUAAAAUCACAAGCAGUGUGAACUGAAGUGUGCUUUGGAAAUAUUUUGGAAUUAAACUAAUAACAUAUUCCAA
Molecule: messenger RNA, 1578 nt
Organism: Neolamprologus brichardi
Lineage: Eukaryota; Metazoa; Chordata; Actinopteri; Cichliformes; Cichlidae
Gene: c17h8orf82
Product: chromosome 17 C8orf82 homolog
Source: RefSeq, a predicted model, not a curated record